AUGAUUCAAGUACGGCCAGAUCAAUUUAUCUCCCCCCUCGCAUACCUGGAGGUUGGCCCCAACGGGAAGAAAUUCGCUGCGCCCAGCGGGAUAAUCCAAAGCCUCCGGUGUCGUUACAAAAGUUCGCCCGAAAUAAUAUAUGUGGUUGACGACGAUGUUGAGGAUAUCUUUGGCCAUAUUCUUCAGUACCUUCACAGUGGGGACUACUCUGUCCUUAUUCCAGCAGCCGAUAAAUCGAGUCAUGCUUCAUGCGAAGAUGAAAUCGAUAUUGCAACGCAGGAUCUGCUUCCCUUGAAAGAAAAUUAUUUUGCGAGUCAUGAAGAUAUCCAGGUGAAGACCGACAAUUCGAUAUCUUUGCCACAUUGUGGGGAUGGAAACCACCUGUGCAAACAUCCCAAGACACUGCUGGUGCAUGCUCGUUUGUAUGACUUCGCUACUAGACAUGGAUUGGACCAACUUGGAAAUGUGAGUUUCAACAAGCUUUACUGGACUCUCUCGGAAUAUCCGUUAGAUUCAGAACAAGCGGACGCAAUCGUCGAGCUUUUACGGGUUGCCAAUGGAAUAGGCACCAUCUAUGCGCUAAUGAUUCACUAUGUAUCGUUCCACCUAAAGACUUUCAUACGUUGUUCCAGUUUUCUCUCGUUCUUGGAAGAAAACCAUCAUGUCAGCUUCCACUUGUUCAAUCUCUUAUGUGAUUCCCUGUGA
Penicillium crustosum is the source of this 705-nucleotide messenger RNA. RefSeq lists its product as uncharacterized. Lineage: Eukaryota; Fungi; Ascomycota; Eurotiomycetes; Eurotiales; Aspergillaceae. The transcript has 2 exons. Bases 1 to 705 code for a protein of 234 amino acids. The record is from RefSeq and is a predicted model, not a curated record.